Molecule: messenger RNA, 1035 nt
Organism: Botrytis deweyae
Lineage: Eukaryota; Fungi; Ascomycota; Leotiomycetes; Helotiales; Sclerotiniaceae
Exons: 3
Coding region: 1-1035 (344 amino acids)
Source: RefSeq, a predicted model, not a curated record
AUGUCUAACAAAAUGCAAUACAUGAGAGUUGGAAGCUCCGGCCUCAAAGUCUCCAAGAUCAUAGUUGGCUGUAUGACCUAUGGUGACGAGAGCUGGCAACCCUGGGUCCUGACCCAAGAAGAGGCAUUCCCUAUCCUCAAGCAUGCAUAUGAUUCUGGUAUCAACAAAUUCGAUGUCGCCGAUGUAUAUUCCAAUGGACGCUCAGAGGAGAUCCUUGGCGUCUUCUUGAAAGAGUAUAAUAUCCCUCGGAACAAAGUUGUCAUGAUGACCAAGGUGUUCCGUUUCGUCGAUCCUGCGAGAGGAGCUGUUGAUGCCGCUGGCCAAGGAAGAAACGAUGAUGUUCAGGUGAAUCAAGUCGGACUAUCAAGAAAGCACAUUUUCGACGCUGUAGACGCCAGCAUUGCCCGCCUCGGUACUUAUAUUGACGUUCUCCAAACUCACCGUCUUGAUCGCGAAGUGUCACUCGAAGAAACCAUGAAAGCCUUAAAUGACAUCGUCGAGAGCGGGAAAGCUAGAUAUAUAGGUGGUAGCUCUAUGGCAUCCUGGGAGUUCCAAAUGUCGCAGAACGUAGCCGAAAAACACAACUGGCAUAAGUUCAUCUCAAUGCAAGGCUUCUACAACCUGCUCUACCGCGAAGAGGAGCGCGAGAUGAACGCAUAUUGCAGGGAAGCCAAGAUUGGCCUUUUUCCCUGGUCGCCACUCGCCGCCGGUGUGCUCGCCCACUCCUGGGAAGAUCGCACUGAUGAACGUGAGAAGAGUGAUGUCUUCUUGAAGCUACUUUUCCGUGGUAAGCAUCUUGAGGCUGAUCAAGAAAUUGUACGAAGGGUGGAAGAAUUGGCUGGUAAGAGGGGUGUUAGCAUGGCCAUCAUUGCAAUUGCUUGGAUUAUAUCAAAGGGAGGAAUGACGCCUGUCUGCGGAUUAUACAACAAACAGCAGGUGGAUAAUAGUGUGAAAGCUUUAAGUGUUCAACUUACCGAACAGGAAAGUGAAUAUUUGGAGGAGGCUUAUGUUCCAAAGCAUGUUAUGGGUUACUGA